Fopius arisanus is the source of this 1743-nucleotide messenger RNA. RefSeq lists its product as uncharacterized. Gene Ontology annotation, cellular component: cytoplasmic microtubule. The transcript is spliced from 5 exons. Lineage: Eukaryota; Metazoa; Arthropoda; Insecta; Hymenoptera; Braconidae. The record is from RefSeq and is a predicted model, not a curated record. Bases 267 to 1409 code for a protein of 380 amino acids.
GGCAACGGCAAUAGGUCGGUGUAACCCAGAAAAAUUCAAGUUCACAUGCCAAAUACUGUGAGAAUUUCUAUAAUUUUUUUCAUUUGGAGGAACGUGGAGGGACAAUGUAUUUUUAUUUUCUCUUGUAGAAGUGGAGGGUAAAUUAUUAUCGGAAAAGGCGGAGGUGUGCAUGAACGAUAGACAUAAAUUAUUGACAGGUUACCUCAGGGGCGAAUAUAGUACGAUCGAAUUGUUCUAUCGUCUAUCGUCGAAUUACAGCAUUAGCUAUGACAACGUUGAGAGGCAUUUUUCCUAGUCCAAAACCACCGAGGCGAAAAAAUUUUAUCCAAGAAAAUGUGAAAAAUCUACGUCGCAUGGAGCAAUAUUUUCAGUCGAGCAAAGAGGUGGAGGACUUGGAGAAAUUGAAAAUCCAAAGUAGACAGGGCAAAUACCAAAAUGUUGCAGCACGUGUCAACUCGAGUUUACAUAGAUCUCAGAGGAGAUUGGAGGUCGGAGGAAAUCACUCUGCUGACAGCAGGGAAAUUGGGAUUCAUCAUGAGCUACAGAGAAAGUCGAGUGCUCCUGAACUCAGAAAUAAUGCGACAACUCCGAAUACAAAAAAAACGCCGAUUACUAAAAGUAAAGUUCCUCCUGUUGUUGUUAAUGGAAAACAGAAGAUUCUCCGAGAGCGGAAGAAUGAGUCAAUGAAAAAAGCUGCGGGUGAGCCUCAAACAUUGCCAAAAGUUCCCUUAAAUCUCGAUUUUAUCGAGGAAAGGGAUCACUGUGAUAAUAAUUGCGAUAGUUCUAAGUGCAAAAGUAAGGGAAUCCAAACAUUGGAUACUGAUAAUUUGGAAGGAAUCUAUGCUGAAGGAAUAGUCAGAUAUCCUUCUGCGCGGAGUUUGCCAAUCAACGAAGAAAGUGAGAUUACGGAUGGGGAGGCAUUGAGGGGCGAUGGAUCUUUAGUUAUCAACCAGAAAUCCCGGAAGAAACCAAAUUCAUCUACGUCCAAAGAAACCACAGACUGUGUGAAAUUAAAUAAGGAAAAACUUACAAUUGCUAGUAAAAUGGCUGCUCAGCUCAACAAUGGAGUUCUACCGCCCAAUUAUAGAAAGGGUGUUGUCCCUAAAUAUAUUAAGGAACGAAAGGAAGAACGUCAACAAGAGAAAGAACGUCAGGCCCUGGAGGAAGCGAUCUUCGCGGAAUGUCCAGAGGGUCAUGUGCCAUUGCCUGAUAAUGAACGCAGAGAGACCCUAAAGCUGUUGAAAAAAAAUUAUCAAGAGCUAGUCAAUGAACUCAACAUGCUGCCCAUAAGGUCCGACACUUUGCGCUCCCAAAGGCGAAAAAUGGAAAUCGAACGUCAGUUGACGAAACUCGAAGAAGGUGUCAAAGUUUUCUCAAGACCAAAAGUAUUUGUUAAAAUCAAUGCCUGAAAACAUUCCAUGCACCCAAAGAGUCGUACAGUAGACUUCCGUUAUCGGAGGUAGUAGAAUUGGAAAACCCAAAGGUACGAGGAAAAAAUUGAAUGCGAAGGAAAUUGAGCAGUGGUGUGACUGUAACGAGAUUCUACUGUAUUAUUAUAUCACUUCAUCUUGAUUACUCACUAAAGUAAAUAUCACUCAUCACACGAUGGUACGAGGUAAUUUGUAAAUAUUGUACAUUUAUCGAUGGUGAAGAAAAUAUGGCUUUAUUAGGUGGCAUUGUCAUUUCUCUUUAAUUAGCAUCCAAAUGUGCAAGUACAAAAUAAAAAUAUUUUUGACAAUUUUA